GUUGUCUUCAUCAUGGAUAGUUGAAUGAUUCGUUUAAUUUUAGGUCGACAUGUUAGUAAUUUUAAUAUUAGUCCACUUUAACCAAUAAAUCAAUUGCAGCAUCCGUUUUGGCCAUGAUCUCUCCGUCCUUCCCUUCCGCCACGAGUUCAGACACAGCUGUUUCACACUCGCUCUUAAGCACACCACGAUACAUCCGAUAGUAGACUCAGCGCGGCCGUCCAGAUCCAUCUCCUCCGUUGGGCCACUACAGUAACCACGUCAUCGGGGUAGAUGAAGAAGGUUACAUCCCUUAGACAACCACGAAGAUGGGUUGUAGCUUUGGUGGCAGUUUUUCCAAGGUGUGCCCGGGGUUCCACACGACGCCCUUCUGCACAGGAUCGACAGCGUCAGGAAAAUGGUGGUCCUUUCCGCCUUCCGCCGAGGCUCAGCGUGAGGAAAAAGCUGAUCCACACACUGGCUCAUUCCCUUGGACUUGAAAGUUUACAGCUCUAUAAAGAGGUUUUCAGUGGGAUGAUACUCUAUCUUCCUUCUUUGAAUCCAAUUUCAUGAAAGACACCAGAAGAAAAGCGUUCGAAUCCGAUAGUCUUGAAUUCCAAAAGGCAACAAGUCAAAAUUAGACUUGGUCUUCAUCGCGAUUUGAAUGUGACGUAAGGGAUGACGGCACACAGACCCUGGGUGGUUGGAGUUUCAUACUCAAAAGCGGGGAGACCCAGUCCAACUGAGAGUGAGAGAUGGGUAAGCUCGGGUGUGAUGCCCAUGGCGAUCUCAACGUCACCGAAUUCAGCAAACCCUUGCCUUCCAUAGGUAUCUAUGUUGCCUCUGCUUCAUUCCUCUGCGCCCUUUCCAUGGCCGCCGAUCUUCUCCACGGCUUCCGCCACCGCAAAUUCUGGUUCCCUUGCAACUUCUUCUCUCUCAACGCCACUUCCCUUACCUUAAUCGCUGUUGGGAUCAAACUCUCUCUCGAUUUAAACACCUCGAUGCCGAGUCGCCAAGAUCAGCUUUCCAAACUCAGCAGCAGCGUCUUCGCCUGCAUCGUCAUGGCCAACUCCAUGCCCUCUCUCGGCAUCAUGGAGACCAAAGAUCUCCUCGCCAACGUCGUCGCCCUUGGAAUCCUUAUCAUCACCCUUGUUGUCAAUAUCUGCAUCCAGUUGGGGACAGGGGCCAUCUACGUUUUCUGGAAAGAACAUCUCUUCACCCUUUUUCUCAUGCUUCUUAUGCUCCUCAUUCUGUGUUUCUCCGCUCUCACUGUUCCCACCACCAAGAACCUGUUAGAGCUCAAGUACAAGAAGAAGUAUGAGAUUGCCGUCAAGGAGUGUCCUGUGGAAACAGAGACAACAAGGGUCAUGAAACUCAAACAAGACCUGAUGAAAUUUUGGAUGAUGGCCCAUACCUGCAGCCCCCAGUUCGUGAUGGCCCGUUCCGUCACAUGCACCGCCUCCGGUUUCCUCUGCCUCCUAAGUGCCCUCACCCUCGGCGAAGCCAUGGUUCAGUCUUACUUGAGACCCGGAUCCCUAGGUUUCUGCAAUGGAGAUUCUGAUUACAAGUGGUCAACCACCCUGGCCCUCGUCUCACAGACCACCGCAGUGGCAAUAGGGUCCAUUGCUCCAGCGACCAGAUGGUUCACGGCUGUAAACUUCAGGUGUCCAAUAAGAGGCAACAAGUACUACGGAGAAGAGUUCAGGGUGGAGAGUUACUGGACACAGUGCAUGGCAGAGGGCAAAGAACGUCCCUUGAGAGCUUGGAUCUUCGGAGGUCGUCGGUGGAGGAAGUCAGUACAUGAUGCAAAACGGCGAGUACUGGAUGGUUGUAUUGUCAUACAGUAUGGAUUAGUGUUAGCAAGCAAAGUUAUCCGUUUUGCCUCCGUGUACUGUGUGAGCCGGAUCUUGAUAUGCUUCUACUUCAGCAUCCGUAGACGGAGUAGCGAUGAAAAGGAAUCAGGAAGCACGAAAUUGGAUCUCGCCCGUUUUGUUCUGCAUCUCGAGGGUGAGUCCGAGCUGGUGGAGCUGAUGGUACGGAGCAACUGUGAGGCCACAGACCACUGGAUACAGAAUGGAAGGAAAAAUCAGCCGAGGCAUCUCAUCGAGUUUCUUGAAGCUUCAAGAUCAGGAGGAUUUGAAGGGAUUUUAGACUUUGACAGCUACGAGGUCCCUUCUCUGGCAUCUGAAGAACCACCCAAUUGCUGGGCUCUCCCUCUGGUAACACUUACAAGCAUCGCUGUUGCACUUCCAAACAUCAAAGCUUGCGCUCUUAAGAAGCUACUGAAAGCAGUCGACGAGGCACUUGUCUAUGUCAACAAGUUUGAACACGUCUUGGACAUGAGGGGAGACUUAGCCAACGCCAGGAAGGCUGCUGAGGUUGUUUGGUUAGGUGUCGAUCUCUAUCAAAAGUGGCUUGAUGUGGAUCUGAGAAAGCUGUCGUCCAAGCAAGAAAGAACUUCUGAGGAAACCCUCGAGGAGCUCGUUGAUAUCGCAAAGAAGAAAUUUUCAGAGUCGUGGCAGGCGAACCUGAUGGUGUGCAUCAAACAGAAGGCGUCGCAUUGGCCCAUGAAAAUACUGGCGGCCAACUCCAUGUACAGAAUCUGCCAAACUAUGCUCGAAAACAACAGAAGAGGCGAGGACUUGUUCAAAGAGAUGGAGAGGAUGAUCUCAGACAUAGUUUCUGGUUGCUUAGCCAACACGCCGCUGGUUAUAUCGAUGAAGUGCUUGGUGACGGCGGUAGAGGUGAGGGAAGAGUCGGUUGGGAAAGCAGCUUUGCAUCUGGGAAGGACAGAGAAGAUACUGGAGAUCAUAGAGAAGAGACGCAUCCCUGAGUUGAGCCCCGACCAGAUGGGGAAAAUUGAUGAAUGGAGGACAUUCUUCAGGUUUCACCUCAGCGUCUGACUAAAGCCCAAUAAGCUCAUGAUGAUUUUGGCCCGAAUCAGAAAGCCCAUGCGACUCAAAUACGGUCUUACUUCCUUCACAAGCAAUACAUACUCUUGUUGUGUAUAUUGAAUGUCUGCUCUUUUUCUUUCCCAUUGUUUUGUUUCACACCUUAAACUAGCGUGCGUACCACCAUAUGAUAUGCGUGUGUGAUAAUACUGUCACAUAGCAGUAACUGCAACGUUUUUAUUUU
Molecule: messenger RNA, 3111 nt
Organism: Tarenaya hassleriana
Lineage: Eukaryota; Viridiplantae; Streptophyta; Magnoliopsida; Brassicales; Cleomaceae
Exons: 1
Coding region: 732-2879 (715 amino acids)
Source: RefSeq, a predicted model, not a curated record